Camarhynchus parvulus is the source of this 1401-nucleotide messenger RNA. RefSeq names its product RAB5B, member RAS oncogene family (gene RAB5B). Gene Ontology annotation, molecular function: GTPase activity; GTP binding. The record is from RefSeq and is a predicted model, not a curated record. Bases 104 to 751 code for a protein of 215 amino acids. The transcript has 6 exons. Lineage: Eukaryota; Metazoa; Chordata; Aves; Passeriformes; Thraupidae.
UCCCGCCUCCCUCCGUGAGGGCUUGGCGGAGCCGCUGUUUGUGCGCUCGGGGCCGCGCCGGGAGGGCCCGGAGGACCGCGGUGCCGUCGCGCCCAGCCCGGCCAUGGCCGCGCGCGGGGCCCAGCGGCCCAACGGGCACUCGCAGCCCAGUAAGAUCUGCCAGUUCAAACUGGUGCUACUGGGAGAGUCGGCCGUGGGCAAGUCCAGCCUGGUGCUGCGCUUCGUCAAGGGCCAGUUCCACGAGUACCAGGAGAGCACCAUCGGCGCGGCGUUCCUGACGCAGUCCGUGUGUCUGGACGACACCACGGUGAAGUUUGAGAUCUGGGACACGGCGGGGCAGGAGCGCUACCACAGCCUGGCCCCCAUGUACUACCGGGGGGCCCAGGCUGCCAUCGUGGUCUACGACAUCACCAACCAGGAGACGUUUGCCCGUGCCCGGGGCUGGGUGAAGGAGCUGCAGCGCCAGGCCAGCCCCAGCAUCGUCAUCGCCCUGGCCGGCAACAAGGCUGACCUGGCCAGCAAGAGGAUGGUGGAGUACGAGGAAGCCCAGGCCUACGCUGAUGACAACAGCCUGCUGUUCAUGGAGACCUCGGCCAAGACAGCCAUGAAUGUCAACGACCUCUUCCUGGCCAUCGCCAAGAAGCUGCCAAAGACGGAGCCGCAGAGCACGAGCGGGGCCGGGGGCCGGGGCCGGGGCGUGGACCUGAGCGAGCAGAGCCCGCAGGGCCGCGGGCAGUGCUGCAGCAACUGAGGGAUCCACUGGGAUCUGCUGGGGUCAGAGCUGGGAUUGAACCCAGAUCCAACCAGGAUUGAACCAAGAUCCACCAGGACUGAACCCAGAUCCAGCCCGCAGGGCCGCGGGCAGUGCUGCAGCAACUGAGGGAUCCACUGGGAUCUGCUGGGAUCUACUGGGGUCAGAGCUGGGAUUGAACCCAGAUCCAGCUGGGAUCCAGCCCAGAUCCAGCCAGGACUGAACCCAGACCCAGCCAGCAGGGCCGCGGGCAGUGCUGCAGCAACUGAGGGAUCCACAGGAUCUGAUGGGAUCAGGGCUGGGAUCACAGCCAGGAUCCAGCCCAGAUCCAGCCAGGAUCCACCAGGACCGAACCCAGAUCCAGCCAGGAUCCACUGGGAUCAACCCAGGAUUGCAGCCAGGAUUGAACCCAGAUCCAGCUCACAGGGCUGGGGCUGGUGCUGCAGCAACUGAGGGAUCCACCAGGAUCAGAGCUGGGAUCCAGCCCAAAUCCAGCCAGGAUCACAGCCAGGAUCCACCAGGACUGAACCCAGAUCCAGCCCGCAGCUGCAGCAACUGAGGGAUCUGCUGGGAUCUGCUGGGAUCCCCCGGGGUCAGAGCUGGGAUUGAACCCAGAUCCAGCCCAGAUCCAACCAGGACUGAACCCAGAU